Messenger RNA from Oncorhynchus keta (chum salmon), 3901 nucleotides. Its product is annotated as cyclic AMP-responsive element-binding protein 5-like. The transcript is spliced from 11 exons. The record is from RefSeq and is a predicted model, not a curated record. Gene Ontology annotation, molecular function: DNA-binding transcription factor activity, RNA polymerase II-specific; cAMP response element binding. NCBI's taxonomy places the organism in Eukaryota, Metazoa, Chordata, Actinopteri, Salmoniformes, Salmonidae. Gene Ontology annotation, biological process: regulation of transcription by RNA polymerase II. The coding region runs from base 886 to 2328 and encodes 480 amino acids.
UACGGAUAAUAAUUCAGCCAUAGCUGUUCUGAAAUGUUUAUUGCUUGCCAACAUUUUACUCCCUCCUCUAUGUCAGCCCAACACACAUACAUUAAUGAUUCAUUUCGGUUGCCUAUCCGAAGUUUGAAGUUUGUUCUUUGGAAAGUAUUUGACUCUGGUGGGUGUCACAUAAAGUUUUUGACUCUAGCCACAAAAUUAAAACAGAAAUUAUUUGACUCUAGCCACAAAAUUAAAACAGAAAUUAUUUGACUCUAGCCACAAAAUUAAGGAAAUUAGAAGGGGGGAUUUUCAACACAACACCGCCAACGUUUAUUUUGUUUGAGACACGUGGUCCUGUAGCCUGCUUUACCACUGGGCUCAUGAAUCAAUGUGGAUUCGUGUUUAUUGACAUAAAAAGCCAUUACGGAAUCUCGAAAGUAACUCGAAAUACAAUAUCAUGCUCAUUCACUUAGCCUCCAGUAAAUCAACACAUUCUGUCCAGAGGUAUUACCCACGCUGGGACAUCCUGUACAGCUCUGCGCAAAAUCUAGUGACAGACAGACAUCCCCCCUCACUCCUGCCCUCUGUCCCAAGUUCUGUCUGGUGUCCGGUCCCGCGCACCCAGGCAGCUGUUGAAGGCGGCUGCGGUUCGAGCGAGAUGCCAGCCUACGGUAGACUGUACGCACGGCAUACACUUCUAGUUCCACUGUCCCGAGUCCCGGUAGUAGUAAACCCCGCCCAUCCAAAGCGGGACCGCAAUGAUUUAGAAGUUCAGGAAUCCCACGUGACGUCAUCUUAGGGGUGAUGUAAUGCUUCUGUAAAUAGAAUGUAUUGUAAUCCUGCCUCAGUCCAACGUGGUUCCUCUCAACUCAGUGCCGCUUGUCCGCUCCACUUGUUAGGUUUGUAAUGGAGAUGAAUGAUGAACAGGACCGGCCCUAUGGAUGCAGCACUCCUGGCUGCUCACAGCGGUUCCAAACAGAAGACCACCUGAUGAUCCACAGACACAAGCAUGAGAUGACCCUCAAGUUCUCCUCCAUCAAGACUGAUCCCCUCGCAGACCAGACUCCAACGCCGACCCGUUUCCUGCGUAACUGUGAGGAGGUGGGUCUCUUCAAUGAGAUCGAACAGGAGUUCUGCCAGGCACAGGAGGAGCAGAACAACAAACAGACUCAGAAUCUCCCUCAGAAUGGAUCAUCAUGUGCCAGUCAGCCCCAGGCACAGCCCCACUCCCAACACCAACCACCGCCCCAUGGUGGUAUGAGGGGUCUAAGCUGCAACAUGGCUGGAGAAGCACUGCCCUCUGCCCAGUCCAACUCAGUCAUCACCCAGGCCCCCUCCAUGCUCACACACUCGGGACCAGUCCCUGGGCCCCUCUCCUCCCUACUGCACCUGAGGAACAACAGACAGAGACAGCCCCUGGCUGCCUCUAUGCCUGGCACUCUGCCAGACCCAGACAUGCAGGGAGCAUCUGCCCAGCACAUGUCUAUGGAAAGACAGAUGUCUAUGGGAUCCAGUAUGAUGAGCAUCCAAGGUCCCCUCCACAACACUUCCUGCUCUUCACCUCAGAGGGCUAAAACUAUGGGUCACCCCCACCAACACCAUCACCAACACCAACACCCCGGAGCUGUCGCCAACAGCAACAUGGAUCCCACCAUAGGUCACAUGAUGGAGAUGAUGUCACCACGGCAACGACACACUCACCUGCAGCAGCAGCAGCCUCAUCAGCACCUGCAGCAGGCUCUGCCCAUCUCCUACCAGCAGCACUGCCACGCCUCUCCACAUCACCUGGGAAGUGCCCACAGUCAGGGGCACCAAUCAGGGAAUGUGCUGCAUCAUCAGGUUCACCAAUCACCUCCCUCGCACCUGCAGGCCAGCCACACCCACCAAACCUCCCCUCACCUGCCCCUCCACUCCAUAAGUCUUCAGUCAUCCCAGCAGACACAUUCCCUGCAUGCAGGCCAGGCGGCUGGAGGACGUCGCAGGAGGUCUGUGGACCAGGACCCAGACGAGCGCAGGCAGAAGUUCCUGGAACGCAACAGAGCUGCGGCCACGCGAUGCAGACAGAAGAGGAAGGUCUGGGUGUCUGCUCUGGAGAAGAAGGCAGAGGAGCUGACGCACAACAACAUGCAGCUGCAGAAUGAGGUGACCAGUCUGAGGUCAGAGGUUGGUCAGCUGAAGCAGAUCCUGCUGACCCAUAAAGACUGUCUGGUUACCGCCCGCCAGAGAGAAUCACAGGGGUACCUCAGUCCAGGGAGUUCGACAGGAAGUCCAUCCCCCCUGUGUCCCGGGUUGCAGCGGCAGGCCAUCCAAUCCAACAGCAUCUCCACCUCCUCAGCCUCCUCAGAUUAAAAAUGAAAGCAUGGAUGGCUGAAUUUCAUUAGUUCACAAGAGUUGGAUCCAGGGUUGCCCAUGCACACACAGGGUUUAAUCCCUGGUUCCAAGGGGUUGAAUCAGUUCUAGAAUCAGCUCACCCUUCCCAUAAUCAUUGGUGGUUGUAUCUCAGUAGUCUGAAUUGCUCCCUCUCCUGCUCUCCUAGCCUCAAUGGACACAGGUAUGACAGAACUGGACUGACUGGCCUCUACAAGCCUUGAGUCUCUGCUACCGUUGCACAUUUACAGUGACUUUCCCGAAAUUCCAGAAAUCCCGGUUGGACGAUUCCCGGAUUUCCUGCUUAUUGCCUCCUGAUUUCCGUAAAACCUGUGAAUUUUGGUGAAGUUACAGAAUUGUUGCAACCCCAGUCUAUGUCUCUCCAACACUGUGAUGAUAGUCACAUGUAAAUUGGAUCAUAUUGUGUCUUUGGGAAUCUCAGUCAAUCUAUGUGUCUCUGUUAGUGUGAAAUCAGAAAUCCAAAUACUGCUCUAGGACUGUUCCAACCUGGGCUGUGUGUGCAAACAUACCUGUUAUUAUGUCCUUUAGCUUAAAGUAGUGACUGCAUACAGUUUUAUUAAUGGUCCCACAUGGGAGUCAACCCCACAACCCUGGCAUUGAAAGCACCAUGCUGUACCAACUGAGCCACACGGGACUUCAUCGCGUCACCUUUUUCUCAGAAUGUGACAUGGUUCGGUCUUGGUUAGGUCUUGGUUAGGUUUUGGUUAGGCCUUGGUUAGGUCUUGGUUAGGUCUUGGUUAGGUUUUGGUUAGGCCUUGGUUAGGUUUUGGUUAGGACAUGGUUAGGUCUUGGUUAGGUCUUGGUUAGGUUUUGGUUAGGACAUGGUUAGGUCUUGUAACUUACGCCACCACCAGAACCAGACCAUGAAAAACUCUCGGGCUUAAAACUAGCCUGUAACUAUGGCCCAGAGUUGUGUGUAUGCUACAGUAUGUGUGUGUGGUUGCAUAUGCAACCCAGGUCUCUCUGAAAUGCAGAACGUGAAUGAAAAAUAAUACAAAUGUACAUUUUAUGCAAAUCUAUAUCAAGACCUGUGAACAGAGUGUCCUUGUUUUGUAAUGAUGUAAUGCAGAGCCUCCUUGUAAUGAUGUAAUACAGAGCCUCCUUGUAAUGAUGUAAUGCAGAACCUCCUUGUAAUUAUGUAAUGCAGAGCCUCCUUGUAACGAUGUAAUGCAGAGCCUCCUUGUAAUGAUGUAAUUCAGAGCCUCCUUGUAAUGAUGUAAUGCAGAGCCUCCUUGUAAUGAUGUAAUGAAGAGCCUCCUUGUAACUAUGUAAUGCAGAGUAUAAUGUUUGGUACCUGAUUGCAUGUCACCUGACCAGGAUAACCCCUGACCCUUUGUGUAACUCCUGAAAAGCACUUACUAGUUUCCUACAGGGUAUUUAUCAUGUUAACUAGGCUCACGCAGUGCAUCGCCCUAUAACCAGUAUCUAUGUAUCUUCCUGUAUUGUGAUUGUGUUAUGUUAAAUUUUUUUAUUUUUUUAUUAUUUUUUUACAUAUAUUGACAAUUGCUACAAACUGAAAAUAAAAGCACUUAUU